UCACCCACGGGCGGGACAUUUUUUCUAAGGAAAAGAGAGGAAAAGGCAACCCCUUUCCUCGCGCGCGACCGCUGGCUGGCGGCGGAGCCGACCUCACCUCGCCGGAGUUUAAUCCCCCCUCCAUUCUUCCUCGUCCUGAUUGCCAACGACGGCGGAGAGCUCGCCGGUGCCCGACGUACCGACGGCUCGAUCAGUCCUUCCCAUCCUCUGUUAGCCUCGCGUGACGCCCGCCUGCGGUGGGGGGAAGAACCUCGCCGUCGCACGCGAUGGCGGGGACGCCACCCGAUGGCGGAGGAGAUAGGCCGUGGGAGUCGUACCACACCGCCUACACCAACGCCAAAGCUGGAAUGGAGGGAGUUGACAAAGAGAAGGUGCAGAAGGUAAUCUACGAAAUGAGCAAGGGUUCAAAAUAUUUUGAAAAUGAACAGAGGAAAGAGGCAAUUACCAAACAAAAAAUCGACCAUCUGCGUGCACAAUGUGCAAAGCUGACUGACAAUGACAUAUCACAUUUUCAGAAGGUCGCCGAACAUAAAAUUUUGGAGCUGGAAGCUUCACGGGAUCUUUCAAAGAUAUGGCUUCACACCGACAUGGAUGCCUUUUAUGCUACUGUCGAGAUAUUGGAAAAUCCAUCCUUGAAGGGAAAACCAUUGGCAGUGGGUAGCAUGUCUAUGAUAGCUACUGCCAGUUAUGAGGCACGGAAGUUUGGAGUUCGUGCAGCAAUGCCUGGUUUUAUUGGCUGUAAAUUAUGUCCUGAGUUGGUUUUUGUCCGUCCAAAUUUUGAGAGAUACACUUAUUAUAGUGAAUUGACAAGAAAAGUUUUCCAAAGGUACGAUCCCAACUUUGUUGCAACAAGCCUAGAUGAAGCAUAUCUCAAUAUUACAAAAGUCUGCUUCGAUAGAGGCAUUACUGGUGAGGAGGUUGCUACAGAACUUAGGGGUGCCAUUCACCAGGAAACCGGUCUAACUUGUAGUGCUGGGGUAGCUCCAAACCGCAUGAUUGCUAAGGUUUGCUCUGAUAUCAACAAGCCUAAUGGACAGUUCAUUUUGCCGAAUGACCAAGAAGCUGUGACAACAUUUGUAUCAACACUACCUAUAAGAAAGAUAGGUGGUAUAGGCAAAGUAACAGAACAAAUGUUACGUCAGGUUCUUGGUAUCAGUACAUGCCAGGAGAUGCUGCAAAAGGCUUCUUUCUUAUGUGCUCUUUUUUCUGAAUCCUCAGCUGAUUUCUUUAUUUCGGUUGGUCUUGGACUAGGCGGUACUGAAACUCCUGAGCAAAGACUAAGGAAAAGUAUAAGUUGCGAGCGAACUUUCAGGGCAACAGAUGAUUGUUCUAUGCUUUUCGAGAAAUUAGAUAGUCUCGCAGACAAUUUGGCCGAUGAUAUGCAAAAAGAAUGCCUGAAGGGAAGGACACUAACACUCAAACUAAAGACUGCCGCUUUUGAGGUCAGGACAAGAGCAGUAACCACACAAAACUAUAUCAACUCCAAGGAAGACAUCCUGAUCUACGCUAGGAAAUUGCUUAAGGCUGAACUGCCUCUUUCUUUGAGAUUGAUGGGGUUGCGGAUGUCCCAACUUCGCGAUGAGAAGGAUGAUUCAUCUACCCAAACCCAAAAGACACUAGAUAGAUUUUUCCGCACGCCUGACAACUCAAAUGUCAUUGGAGCAAACAGUCCAAGCAUCGGUAAUACCACAGGAGGGGAUAACUAUUGCACUAAUGUGAUGACCAAGGUCGAUUAUUUAGAGCAUGAUUCCAUGGAUGAUCAGGCAUUGUUUUUGCAUGAAAAGAACUUAUUUGUUCCAGAAGGAAGGAGCUCAGACAAUUAUAAUAAUGAUGCUGCAUCAAGCAAUCCACUUAUGUGUGAUGGUGUUGGUGGAAAAGAAUUGGAUGAUGACUCCUCCAGUUCGAAGGGUACACAUACUGUAAAGUUUGAUGGCCAGCUCACCAGCUCUAACGCAACUACUUCAUCGAGUAAACCUGAUCAGCUUUUCUGGAUAAAUGGCUACAUUUGUUCCAUUUGUGGAUUUGAACUACCUCCAGGUUUUGAGGAGGAGAGACAAGAACAUUCAGAUUUCCACUUGGCUGAAAUGCUUCAGCAGGAAGAGGCAGUGGACAGCACAGGCCCCCUCUCGAAAGAGAGGUUAGCUGAAAGGCCAUGCUCUAGCACACCCACACCAAAGAAGAAGCUCAAGUCUUCAAAAGAAGGAAAACACAUACCUAUUGAUGCUUUCUUUCACAAGGUUAACAAGAACUUGGUAGCAAUGCACAGCGGCGUCAAUGGCUGCUGCCCGCUUCGGCUCCCCGCCGCCGCCGCUGUCCACGGCCGCCGGAUCCCGCCGCUGCUGCCCCCACGGGGGGCGUGGCCGGGUUGUAUCGCCGCGCCGGCGCUGCACAGGAAGCCCGGCCGCGGCGGCGGCGGCGCGCUCUCCAGCUGCAGGCGAGCAUCGCAUCAUGAGAAGUUACAGGUUGCUGCACUGCCAUCCAAAGCUACACUCGAGUUUGAACAUGGUGUCUCACUUCGAAGUGCAUAUAUUGUUCCUGAAGAUGUUCAAGCUGCAGGGUUCCAGAUUGAUGCUGAUGAACUAGCAUCUAUUGUUGAAAGUCGCGACACUAAAAAGUUGACUGUGCAUGGCCAAUUAAAUGGGAUCGCAGACAAAUUAGGAACAUCAUUAACCAAUGGUAUAGUUACAGACAAGGACCUCUUGAAUCAAAGGCAGGACAUAUAUGGAGUAAAUAAGUUUGCUGAGACCGAGAUUCGCAGCUUUUGGGAGUUUGUAUGGGAAGCACUGGAAGACACAACCCUUAUAAUUCUUAGUGCGUGUGCUAUUUUCUCUUUGGUUGUUGGCAUAACCACAGAAGGAUGGCCACAAGGAGCCCAUGAUGGCGUUGGCAUUGUUGCAAGUAUCCUCCUUGUUGUUUCUGUUACCGGAACAAGUAACUAUCAGCAGUCCUUGCAAUUCAGGGACCUUGACAAGGAGAAAAGGAAAAUUCUUGUUCAAGUCACAAGGAAUGGCUUGAGACAAAGAGUACUGAUAGAUGACCUUCUUCCUGGUGAUGCUGUCCAUCUUGCUGUUGGAGAUCAGGUUCCUGCAGAUGGCCUAUUUAUUUCUGGGUUUUCUGUGUUGGUCGAUGAGUCUAGUCUAACUGGGGAGAGUGAACCUGUUUUUGUAAACGAAGAUAACCCUUAUCUUUUAUCAGGGACGAAAGUGCUUGAUGGGUCCUGCAAAAUGCUGGUUACAGCAGUUGGGAUGAGAACACAAUGGGGCAAAUUAAUGGCUGUUCUUACUGAUGGUGGGGAUGAUGAAACUCCACUUCAAACCAGACUUAAUGGAGUUGCGAAUACUAUUGGGAAAAUUGGUCUAUUUUUUGCUGUAUUGACUUUCAUUGUCCUCUCACAAGGGAUAAUUGGCCAGAAAUACCUUGACGGGCUUCUUUUGAGUUGGUCCGGAGAUGAUGUGCUAGAGAUAUUGGAUCAUUUUGCUGUUGCAGUUACAAUUGUUGUUGUUGCUGUACCUGAGGGAUUGCCAUUGGCAGUCACUUUGAGCCUUGCAUUUGCAAUGAAGAAAAUGAUGAAUGACAAGGCACUUGUUCGACAGUUGGCUGCCUGUGAAACCAUGGGCUCUGCCACAGUCAUUUGCAGUGACAAGACAGGAACACUGACAACAAACCGCAUGACUGUUGUAAAAGCCUGCAUCUGUGGGAAUACCAUACAAGUUAACAAUCCACAGACUCCAAACAUGUCUUCCAAUUUCCCAGAAGUUGCUGUAGAAACUCUUCUGGAGUCCAUAUUUAACAACACCAGUGGCGAAGUGGUGACUAACCAAGAUGGGAAGUAUCAAAUACUAGGCACCCCUACUGAGACAGCUUUGUUGGAGUUUGCACUGUUGCUAGACGGAGAUUGCAAAGAAAAGCAACUGGGAAGUAAGAUUGUUAAAGUGGAACCUUUUAAUUCAACCAAAAAGAGGAUGAGUACCAUUCUUGAGCUUCCUGGUGGAGGAUAUCGUGCACAUUGUAAAGGUGCUUCAGAAAUAGUAUUGGCUGCAUGUGAUAAGUUUAUUGAUGAAAGAGGUUGUAUUGUCCCCCUUGAUGAUAAAACUUCCAGUAAGCUCAAUGAUAUAAUCAAAGCCUUUUCUAGUGAAGCGCUCAGAACACUUUGCCUUGCUUAUAGGGAAAUGGAAGAAGGGUUUUCUACUCAAGAGCAAAUACCGUUACAAGGAUACACUUGCAUCGGCAUUGUUGGUAUUAAAGAUCCUGUUCGUCCAGGUGUCAGGCAGUCUGUGGCAACUUGCCGGUCAGCUGGCAUUUCAGUGAGAAUGAUUACAGGAGACAAUAUUGAUACAGCAAAAGCAAUUGCUCGGGAAUGUGGCAUACUUACCAAGGAUGGCAUUGCAAUUGAGGGUGCUGAGUUUAGAGAGAAAAGUGCUGAAGAACUCCAUGAUUUGAUUCCAAAAAUGCAGGUACUAGCCCGUUCUUCCCCACUUGAUAAGCAUACACUUGUGAAGCACUUGCGCACCGCAUUCAAUGAAGUUGUUGCUGUGACUGGUGAUGGCACUAAUGAUGCACCUGCGCUGCGUGAGGCAGAUAUUGGACUUGCCAUGGGCAUUGCAGGGACUGAGGUGGCAAAAGAGAGUGCUGAUGUUGUAAUUCUGGAUGACAACUUCUCCACGAUUGUUACUGUUGCCAAAUGGGGACGCUCUGUUUAUGUGAACAUCCAAAAAUUUGUGCAGUUCCAGCUUACUGUUAAUGUUGUUGCAUUACUAGUUAACUUCACUUCUGCAUGUUUCACAGGGGAUGCUCCACUUACAGCUGUACAACUUCUUUGGGUCAACAUGAUCAUGGAUACCCUAGGGGCGCUUGCACUAGCCACCGAACCACCUAACAAUAACUUGAUGAAGAAAGCACCGGUAGGAAGGAAAGGGAAGUUCAUCACAAAUGUGAUGUGGAGGAACAUUGUGGGGCAGUCGUUAUACCAAUUCGCUGUCAUGUGGUAUCUACAAACUCAAGGGAAACACUUGUUUGGGCUGGAAGGCUACCAUGCUGAUAUUGUACUAAAUACAAUCAUAUUCAACACUUUUGUCUUCUGCCAGGUGUUCAAUGAAAUAAGCUCAAGAGAGAUGGAGGACAUCAACGUUCUGAGGGGCAUGGCAGGGAACUCCAUUUUCCUUGGUGUCCUCACCGGCACCAUCUUCUUCCAGUUCAUCCUAGUCCAGUUCCUGGGCGAUUUCGCUAACACCACACCUCUGACCCAGCAACAGUGGCUCAUCAGCAUACUCUUCGGCUUCCUUGGGAUGCCCAUUGCUGCUGCCAUCAAGUUGAUUGCUGUAGAACCUCAUGAAAAAGCCGAUACACGUAGAACGCCGUAAACCACACACACCAGGAUAAGACAUUCAAUCAAUUUUGUGCACCAAUAAUCCAAGUAUACCUCCACUCUAUGAUCAAAGAUUGGCAGCAUUUUGCGAAGAAAAUUUGAUGCAAUGGAGUUCCUGUUGGGUUUGGCCAAUCUAACCAGCCACGAAACUGAUGAGAUAAGAGAGCCAAUUAGUGGUUCUGGGAAUAUGUAGAAGUGAUUUUUUUUGAGGUAUUAUUUUGUACACGCUGAUCUAGUAUUAUGAAAAUGUAAAGCCAACUGGCAUAGUUGCGUAGAGUGUAAACAGAUGAGAUUGUACAUAAAUACAAGACUGACAUUUGAUGAUAGCAACAACGAUCAUAUUCUUAAGAGAAUUUGAUUCAUUCUAAAA
Messenger RNA from Oryza sativa Japonica Group (Japanese rice), 5735 nucleotides. The record is from RefSeq and is a predicted model, not a curated record. Lineage: Eukaryota; Viridiplantae; Streptophyta; Magnoliopsida; Poales; Poaceae.